AUGCACACCAACGUCUCCCAGAACGCGUCGCAGCCUGGCGAAAACGAGCCGUCCACAGGCCUCACCGCCAAAAUGCUACAGGCCGAUAGUCGCGCCCCGAGCCCUCAGAACGGUCGUACCUCCCCCGCCUCUGACGACCCUAGGAGCUUCGCCGACGUCACGGCGGGUCGCCCCGCUACCCCGCCGGCCCCGGCGAGUGACGCCCCGACCUCCAACUCAGAGCAGACGCAGGCGCUCUCGAUCCCGGAGGCCCUGCCGGACGAAACGAGCUUCCCGCCCUUGGACAUCGCGCCUCCUACCCAGGCUCCGACCACUGAAACUGCCAAAAGCAAGAAAGCGGCUCGGAAGCAGGCUGCGAAGCUGAAGAAAACCACGAACCGCGACACAUCAGAACUCGUGCUGGACCUCGGUUCGUUGGAACUAAUUGAAGAGCGUGACGCCUUGUCGGACGUCACGCGGUUAAAACAAUUCGUCGGCCUCGAGAGGAACUGCGUGAGCCCAUUCAAGGGCAAGACAGAACAUGGCAAUGUUCCCGGAGACGCGGAACCCGUGCCAGGGAAGACAAUCUCAGGCGGGCUGAGGGAGUUGGAGGAUGUGCCGCGGGGCCACGACGGGUCGUCACAAGAAAGAGUGUCGUAG
Rhodofomes roseus is the source of this 639-nucleotide messenger RNA. RefSeq lists its product as uncharacterized. The transcript has 4 exons. The record is from RefSeq and is a predicted model, not a curated record. The coding region runs from base 1 to 639 and encodes 212 amino acids. Lineage: Eukaryota; Fungi; Basidiomycota; Agaricomycetes; Polyporales; Fomitopsidaceae.